Molecule: messenger RNA, 722 nt
Organism: Perognathus longimembris pacificus (Pacific pocket mouse)
Lineage: Eukaryota; Metazoa; Chordata; Mammalia; Rodentia; Heteromyidae
Product: ras-related protein Rap-1b-like
Exons: 1
Coding region: 110-664 (184 amino acids)
Biological process (GO): negative regulation of synaptic vesicle exocytosis; cellular response to cAMP; Rap protein signal transduction
Cellular component (GO): plasma membrane
Molecular function (GO): GTPase activity; GTP binding; GDP binding
Source: RefSeq, a predicted model, not a curated record
CACCGGGAGCCGAGACCCGGGGCAGGGAGUGCGGGGAGCGAGGGGCGACGCUGGCCGCGAGGAUCCGGGUGACAGCGUGAGAGGUACUAGGUUUUGACAAUUUUGCAUCAUGCGUGACUAUAAGCUGGUUGUUCUUGGCUCAGGAAGUGUUGGAAAAUCUGCUCUGACUGUACAGUUUUUUCAAGGAAUUUUUGUUGAAAAAUAUGAUCCUACAAUAGAAGAUUCUUAUAGAAAGCAAGUUGAAGUAGAUGCACAGCAGUGUAUGCUUGAAAUUUUGGAUGCUGCAGGAACGGAACAAUUUACAGCAAUGAGGGAUUUGUACAUGAAAAACGGACAAGGCUUUGCUUUAGUUUAUUCCAUCACAGCACAGUCCACAUUUAAUGAUUUACAAGAUCUAAGAGAGCAGAUUCUUCGAGUUAAAGACACUGAUGAUGUUGCAAUGAUCCUGGUUGGUAAUAAAUGUGACUUGGAAGACGAAAGAGUUGUAGGAAAGGAACAAGGUCAAAAUCUAGCAAGACAAUGGAACAACUGUGCAUUCCUAGAAUCUUCUGCAAAGUCAAAAAUAAAUGUUAAUGAAAUUUUUUAUGACUUAGUGCGGCAAAUUAACAGAAAAACUCCAGUACCUGGGAAGGCUCGCAAAAAGUCACCCUGUCAACUGCUUUAAUAUACUAAAUGUGUUGUAGCUCUGAGCCAGGUCUGAAGAACUGUUGCCCAAUUCAACA